Molecule: messenger RNA, 2679 nt
Organism: Mycena citricolor
Lineage: Eukaryota; Fungi; Basidiomycota; Agaricomycetes; Agaricales; Mycenaceae
Source: the annotation of a GenBank genome assembly
CGAUUUCAAGACGCGCUCUCGGGCUGGCAGCCUCAGUGGGCAUUGGUCACCCAAGCCCCAACCUAUUUACUGAACCUGCGCGCGCCACAUAUGAUCCAUAUGCGUCCCUCAGUUCCCCCGAUCAGCUCCUUAGUUGAACCCACCCCGAUGCCAAGUUCAGAGGAUGACGACCUCGAACUUAAUCCCAAGUUGUCGCAGCAUGUCAAAGUUCCGGCCAAACGGAAGAAAAACACACUGCGAAGCGAAGGCCCAAGGCUACAGUUUGAGAACGGUCUGAACGGCAGCGGAAGCGUGCCGGCGAAGAAGAAACACAAGGUACAAACGAACGCAGAGGCUUCAGGCAGCAACCCUGCGCGUUCAUACUCUCAUUCAUACUCUCCCUCUGUUCCGACCACAAACACGAAUACGAGUCCGCGUCGUCCACUCUCCCAUGACACUCCUCUUGAACCGUUAUCACCUCCGCGGGCCUCGGCGAAGACACAGCCGCAGACCUGCAUGCCGGACCCACCGAUCCCUCUUGCUGCGUCCAGUUCGAAAAGCUCCACCCGAAACUCGCUCUCCCAAUCGAAACUGACAUUUCUCAAUGACUCUGGAGCUCUCACCCCCAAGUCCAGGUUCACUGCAACGCCGAAACCCAUUCCGCUUCCGAAAAAAGGGCGCCGACGACCAAUGAGUAAUCCCCCUAGUCCCGAGCCCGAAGAAUCAUUCCCUAUGCCUUCGUUGACAGCGCCGGCUGGUUCAAGCCGCCGCGGGAUGUUUGACAGGGUCGUGUUCCAGUCACGUUUCUCGGUCGGCGCUCCUCGGUCGGCGCCUGCGCCUCCAUCGACGAACACUGUGCAGAGAAACAAGGUAGAAAGGCGAGCCCUGACAACGGAGGUGAUCGAUCUCACCGGUCCCGAUGGAGACGACCCUGGUUCCAAGAAGGAUCUUCGCGCCGACUCCGAAGAACAGAUUGUCAUCGAAGUUACCGAUUCAGACGACGAGAGUAUGGUGAAACGCUCGCGCUUGGGAAACUCAAGUGUUGCUGGCUUGAAGACUGGCAAAGAGGAGUCGACAGAAAUUAUCGAGAUCAGUGAUGGCGAGGACGAGCAGCAAUUUGGGGUGGCGGAGCCACUCUUUACGGAGGAUGAGCCACUUCCCAUUUCCUUCGGUGAAGAUCAAAGCGAAUCGUUCCAGAAUAAUACACCGGUGGGCGAACGUGACUCGGCACAACCUGGCGACGUCCCUCCGAAUUCGAGCGAGAGAGAGGAGCAUAAAGAACACGCCGAAGUUAGAACUGGGAAUAGCACUGGACCUGAAGCCAGACCUGAUUCUCCUAGGGUGGAAAAGCCUCUGGAACAGCAGGAUAACCUCUCUCCAACCGAGACUGAAACUGGCGAAGAUAUGAAUGAGACCAUACGCAGGACAUCACUCACGUCAGACCCGGUCGAGUUGCGGAAGGAGUCGGGUAUUCCUAGAUCGGAAGUCGCACAAGCACGGGAGAUCAAAGAGGAGUCCGAAACGGGGACGCUACUGGAACGCGAUGGACUAGGCCUAGCGCAAGAAAUCAUCGACUUGGCGCUUUCUGAUGGAGAGAUGGCCGAAGAUGAGGAGGACAUGGGAGAGCGCAGUGAGAUCCUAGUUGAUAUGGACACGCAACAAGACCCACCAGAAGAACCCGGACUUGCCGUCGAAAUCGAACUGCAGCCUGGAUGUGAAUCGGUUCCAGAUGUGCAAACUUCCGCCUCCUCAAUACCGAUUCUACCGAAACUACCUGCAAUCGGAUCGCAAAUUCCUGCGAAGGCGAAACAAAACUCCUUGCAUUUGAUGGAGAGGCUGAGGAUGGGCGGAAAUUGGAAAGGCAAGCAGAAGAAGAUAGAUGAUGCGAUGCUCGAGAAAGACCAGGAAACGCUUCAUCAGAAAGAGAUGACUAUCGGCGAAAUAGAGAAUGGAAACGAACAGGCCGAUGAGGACACGAGCACGAUCGAGCAAGUCAGGAUCCCUGAAAUCCUUGAAAAGGACUCCAUGGAGUGGAGACACGUGCGUCAACUCAGAAAACUCCGUGCUAUGGCCUCUGAGCUAGGCCGGCCCGCCAGUGCCUUGUCUUCGAGAGUGCGGCGGAGCUACGAUGACCAGGAAGUCUAUGAGCUGGAGUACGCUGGCCCAUCUGAGCCCGAGAUUGAACGUGACACGCGAUCUUCGUCGCCUGUACAUUCUUCUACUCGGACAUCCUCACCUGCGCGGUCGACUUCGCAAGUAGGAUGUCCUUCAACCCCCGAAUCAUCUUCGCCUGCGGGAUUUCCGUCUCUUCCUCGGUCUCCUUCACCUCACCCACCGCCAAGAGCAUACCAGCCUGUGUUUGAUCCGGAUGUCCGAUAUGCCCGAGACUUGUCGAGUUCGAUGUACGAUUACUUCAACUCAUACGAUGACGACUUCCACACUGGCGCUCCCGGGCACAUGCGUCGGGUGCUAGAAGCUUUAUCCUGAUCACCCUGCGCUGGACGAGGCCCGAUGCGCCGCCCAUUAUGGUCAUCAACGACGUUGACUAGAACCCGCUCCGCCGUGGAAUUCUACUACACGAACCUGAUGUGGCUUGGGGACGGCAUUGAUGCGCCGCGCGCCGAAGAGGUGCCUGGAUGUGACUGCGUCGGCGGCUGUCAAUCUGGAACAGGAGCAAAUGCGCGUGUCUGGCUCGGCAGC